AUGAUGACUACCAUGGCUGACCCACUCGAGCAGCAGAGGUUUGAACAACUAAAUCAUUCUCAGCUUGAGCAGAAAAUAUUUAAUACCGGACCCAGGGCUAGCCGAACUUUUCCUACAUCACAAAAUUUGGGGGCUGAUGGAGGCGUUUGUCCAACUGAUGCAGCAUUGCAACCAAUCAAUGAAGAUAGUAUUGAUGGACAAAUGCGUGUUUUUGCCCAUCCUCCCCAAGGUGUUAAUGAAUGUAGUAAUUUGAGUAGUGCUGGAUCUACAUCUGAUAGAGAACCUGAUACACCCGGAAAAUUUGGUAGAAUAUUAAGUGAGAAGAAAUCCGCACGUAAACGACGACGUGGCGAGGAAACUCCUAAAGCUGAGAGAAAAAUAACAGAAUUUAUAAAGUCGCAAUCUAGUCCUAAACGGUUUGCUAGCAGCUCAACUAAUGGCGAGUCAUACAUUCAUGAAAAUACUUGUGGACCGUGGAAUGUGCAAUCGCCAUCCCCUGUUAACCGAACAACUCCUACUAAUUUACAUUAUUCAUCUGAUUCUAAUAGUAACUCCAAUCAAAGUCCACCAUCACGGUUACGAGUAGAUGAAGAAACCCAAACUGAGUUUACUGCGGACACUGAUCCUAUUACCACUGAAGAGAUCGCAAAACGGGAUAGAAUGUUAACAGAUUGUCGUAGACAAAUUGAUGACUUAACAUCGAAGUUGAAUAAUGAAAAACGGAAGAAUGAGUCUUGUAAAGAAGCAAUUAGGAAGUUGCUGAUUGAGAAAAACACUGUAGAACGGAAAUCUCUUGUGGAUAAAACACGAACGGACACUCCUAGAAUUGGACAAUACAAACUAGUUAGACAUGGUGAUUCUUUCAAAGAUGUUUUCGCCGAAGGUUAUGCCUAUGAUGAAUUAAAUCGUAAAGUUCAACAUCUCAAUCAGGAAAGGCUAGAACUGCAAAAUGCUUCGAUUUUAUUAAAAAAACGAAAACCCGUCGGACCUGGAAAGGAAGGGUCAAAAAAAUCUGUUUUAAACUCGAUAUCAACUAUGAACGAUGGAUCUCUACCCUCUACCUCAAACGCCACAGAAGAUUCUGUAUUCCGAAGGCCGGAAGAGCCUAAAGAAAUCAAUCUUCAAGAAUAUAUUGAACUUGACGAGAUAUAUAAACUUCGGAAAGAGCAUUUGAAAAAGGAAGAAACGGAUCUUCUCUCCGAAAAAGAACGACUGGAACGUGAGAAACAACUUCAUCUACGGGAGUUGAAAAGAGCUGCCAAUGAACGGGAUUCACGGUAUAAAGAUCAUGAAAUGUUGUCAAGUCGUCGAUAUCUCUUGUUGGCUCUCCUUGGAAAGGGAGGAUUCAGUGAGGUCUGGCGAGCAUAUGAUUUGGAAGAAAAUCGGUAUGUGGCUUGUAAAAUCCACCAUGUAAAUAAGGAAUGGAAGGAGGAAAAAAAGGCCAACUAUGUGAAACACGCGAUGCGUGAAAAAGAUAUUCAUAAGUCACUAGAUCAUUGUCGUAUUGUUAAAUUAUUUGAUUUAUUCACUAUUGAUAAUCAUUCCUUCUGUACUGUAUUGGAAUAUUGUCCUGGCAAUGAUCUUGACUUCUAUCUUAAGCAAAACAAAUGUAUAUCUGAGAAGGAAGCUAGAAGUAUUAUCAUGCAGGUCGUAUCUGCUCUCGUUUAUUUAAAUGAGAAAAAGCCGCCAAUCAUUCAUUAUGAUCUAAAACCUGCCAAUAUUCUGUUAGAAUCGGGUACAGCAUGCGGGGCAAUCAAAAUUACCGAUUUUGGUCUUUCAAAAAUAAUGGAAAGUAGUGAUGAUGAUUUAGAAUUAACGUCUCAAUUUGCUGGGACUUACUGGUACCUUCCUCCUGAAACUUUUGUUGUGGGCCAUGCACCACCAAGAAUCAGUUCUAAAGUAGAUGUUUGGAGUGUUGGAGUUAUUUUCUACCAAUGCAUCUACGGAAAGAAGCCUUUUGGUAACGAGCAGACACAGCAGAAAAUUUUGGAAGAAAAUACGAUCAUCAAGGCUACUGAAGUAACAUUCCCACCUAAGCCACAGCUAAGUCAGGUUGCUCAAGAUUUCAUUCUUCGGUGUUUACAAUAUAGGAAGGAAGAUCGUGCCGAUGUUUUUGAACUAGCCAGGCACGAACUUUUCAGACCGAGAGGAGCGAAAAUGGGGCCUCCAUCAUCUCCAAUCAUUCAACGUUCACUUUCAACGAGCAGUGGAGAGGAGUUGUAG
Messenger RNA from Auanema sp. JU1783, 2223 nucleotides. NCBI's taxonomy places the organism in Eukaryota, Metazoa, Nematoda, Chromadorea, Rhabditida, Rhabditidae. The record is from the annotation of a GenBank genome assembly.